AUGGCUCAAGAAUCUAUGAAUAGCAAAAUCCACCCCAGGAAGGUGAUUGUGUUCAUUAAGCCCACCUGUCCCUACUGCAGAAAGAUCCAAGAGAUCCCCUGUCAAAUGCCCUUCAAACAAGGACUUCCGGAAUUUGUUGCUAUCACAGCCACCAGUGACACAAACACAAUUCAAGAUGAUUUCCAACAGCUCACAGGGGCAAGAAUGGUACCUUGGGUCUUUAUCAGAAAAGAUUAUAUAGGUGGAUGCUCUGAUCUAAUAAGUAUGCAAAAGAGUGGGGAACUGGAGUCCUGGUUAUGGCAAAUUGAAGCUCUAAAAUAA
Choloepus didactylus (southern two-toed sloth) is the source of this 321-nucleotide messenger RNA. RefSeq names its product glutaredoxin-1-like. Bases 1 to 321 code for a protein of 106 amino acids. Lineage: Eukaryota; Metazoa; Chordata; Mammalia; Pilosa; Megalonychidae. The record is from RefSeq and is a predicted model, not a curated record. The transcript has 2 exons.